Sinocyclocheilus anshuiensis is the source of this 5533-nucleotide messenger RNA. RefSeq names its product inactive ubiquitin carboxyl-terminal hydrolase 54-like. Gene Ontology annotation, molecular function: cysteine-type deubiquitinase activity. The transcript is spliced from 17 exons. Bases 561 to 3878 code for a protein of 1105 amino acids. Gene Ontology annotation, biological process: protein deubiquitination. The record is from RefSeq and is a predicted model, not a curated record. Lineage: Eukaryota; Metazoa; Chordata; Actinopteri; Cypriniformes; Cyprinidae.
UGCCCGCGCGCCGUAAUUUAUGUGCUGAGGUCGAGGAGAGUCCGGAGCUCGCGAGGAUACCAGUGACUGAAGCUAACGGUCCCGUUAUCAAGGGUUUCACCCACAACUUUGUACGGACGCAGUUUUGAAUGAAACUAAUACACAGUGUUGUGAAGAUUCACACUUGUUUACAACAGGACGAGACUCUUGCCGUCAAUCUGCACACUGUUGCUUCUGUUUAAGGGUGUAGCACUGAGUGCUGCAGUGAAGAUCACCACACCUCCCACAACCCAGAAUACUGAGUAUAGCGGUGUGAAAUUCCACAACCAAAUCCCAGAGAGCAGUUAACAAGGCCGAGAGACGGCAUUUGCUUUUUCUGUCUGAUGCAAGAUGACAACAAAAAGCCAACGCCCUUGUAACGUUUUCCCAGAACUAAUAUUUUUUUUAAACUAUUUUCUAAUCUCUUCUUACGUCUUUUGAAUACAAUGCUAAUGCAUUUCCCCUCAACUUUGGAAAGAUGAACUUAGGAUUGUUGAACGGAGGGACGAUUUAGAGUUCAAGCGAUAUUGAUUUCCUCCACCAUGUCAUGGAAAAGAAACUACUUUGCAUCUGGCAGCAGUGGCUUACAGGGUAUAUUCACCCCACGAACCAUGACAUCAAUCGCCCCCAGCAAAGGACUCAUCAAUGAGCCGGGACAGAACAGCUGCUUCCUGAACAGCGCUCUCCAGGUUCUCUGGCAUCUGGAUAUCUUCCGGCGAAGUUUCCGGCAGCUCACCACACACAAGUGUAUGGAGGACUCGUGCAUCUUCUGCGCUCUGAAGAGCAUCUUUGUGCAGUUUCAGUUCAGCAGUGAGAAGGUGCUGCCCUCUGAUGCUCUCCGCUGCGCUCUUGCCAAAACCUUCCAGGAUGAGCAGCGAUUCCAGCUGGGCAUUAUGGACGAUGCAGCUGAGUGCUUCGUAAGGGCUCUUGACUCUUCACCAUCGCCCUUUAGCUUUCCUCCCCUAUAUUUUUAUCUCUUGUCUCUUGGCAGGAUGCUUGAGAGUACAGAAAAUUGUAUUGCUUGUGCUAUCUUAAUGUGUGACAUGUGUUGGUUAUGCUACAGUAACCAGGCAGUGCGGAUGCUGGAAUGCCGGGAGAAGCCCACCCCAGACAUGUUCGGAGAGCUGCUGAGGAACGCCAGCACUGUGGGAGACCUGCGCAACUGCCCGGGCAACUGUGGAGAGAAGCUCCGUAUUCGACGUGUCCUGAUGAACUCCCCAGAGAUCAUAACCAUUGGCCUGGUGUGGGACUCAGACCACUCUGACCUAGCAGAAGACGUCAUUCAUAGCCUGGGCACCGUCCUGCGGCUCGGAGAUCUGUUCUACCGAGUGACAGAGGACAAGGCCAAACAGGCGGAGCUCUACCUUGUGGGCGUGGUCUGUUACUAUGGCAAACACUACUCUACUUUCUUCUUCCAAACCAAAAUCCGCAAGUGGAUUUACUUCGAUGACGCUCAUGUGAAAGAGAUUGGGCCCAAGUGGAAGGAUGUGGUGUCCCGCUGUAUAAAGGGGCAUUCCCAGCCGCUGUUGCUGCUCUAUGCUGACCCCCGGGGGACGCCAGUGUCAGCUCAGGAUUUGGCUUCUCGUCUAGACCUACAUCACUACACUAAAGCAUACUACGACAGUGAGGAUUCAGCCUCAGUGAUAAGCAUCAGAGGCUUUGAGAGGUGUGUGUUGGAGGCAGAGUCUCUGUUAGACCAGUCUCUGAGGUUGGAACAGGCAGGAGAGGUGGCCGCCGCUCUGUCUGUGGUUAACGAAGCAAUGUCUAAACUCAGGCAUACCUUGCAUGAGAGCAGCGCUAACGCUCAGGGCAGGAUGCAAAAGUGCAUGAGGAGAGCACGAGGUCUGCAGCAGCGCAUGCAGCAGCAGCAGCAGCAGAAGCAACAGGAGGAAGAGAAGGAACAGAAACAGCCCCUCAGUGAGCAGUCUGUCCCGGUCCAAAUACUUCUGACAAAUGUUAAAGAAGAGGAUGAGAAGGCAGUUUCAGAAAAUGCAUUAAGACCACCAUCACCUCUCCACAUGAAACCUCAGUCUACAAAUAAACCGAUUUCUGAAGCCCCCGGCCCUCCUGUCUCCUCCUACCAUACCGAUACACAUUGCCAGCAGCAAGACAAUGCAGGGGACAACUCCAGUCCUCUUGCUGUGACAGAGAAUGGGCCACACUCACACACGUGGGGCCCCAGAGACCCUGUAACCACCACAAACUCUCUUGUACAAACUUCUAGUAUGCUCCGUUCUGUCACUGUGCCUGUGAUCGCACUGAAUGGCUGUGAGGCUCCUCUUAAGUCGUCGGCUCCUCUCAAUACGCCCUCUAGUUCAUCUCAUUUCAGUGCCCGUCAAACACCUUCCAUUUCUGAUCAAUCCAACUCAGGGGAAGGACUGCAAAACCCGCCUCGUCCUCUGUCUCUCCACGGCCUAACCCACACACCCCACAGCCAUGCUUCUGAUGCCUGUCAAAAAUCACUCCUGGCACCCUCGUGUAAUUGGUCCUGUCGCAGUCUGGAACGUCCUGAUGGCCGUCCUACUGAGAUGGAGGCCUCCCCAUACUCUCCAGCAGUCCUCCGCUCCCCCUCGUCCCCCUGUCCUCCGUCCCGGUCUUCACCAGAACGGGAUCAGCGUCCAGCCGGCCCUAUGCCCGUGGAGCGGUGGGCCGAGAAUGUCAAUCGAUACUACAACUCCCAGAAUUGUGCACGUUCGGGACGUGGCUCACCCUGUGAGGAGCUGUCAGAGCUGGACUCACUUUAUCAGGCCAGCUUGAAGGCUCCCAGCAUGCCCCGAGCCCCACAGGGACCCAGCCCUCAGCUAGCCAACAGAUCAGGUCCCGCUGCUUCUCGUAAGCACAACGCUGGAUACUCUGCCACACUUGGUCGUUCUAAAACCCCUACAGCAGAGAUCGAGAGGAGUGCCUACAGGACGCCAGCAUACAGCACUAAAUCACUUCAGAGGCCUGUGUCUGCUGCGGCCUAUGAUGCACCACUGGGUGAGGAUGAAUCAUACAGUGCCGAGAACCUGCGACGAAUUGCUCGGAGUCUGAGUGGGACUGUCAUUGGAGGACAGACUGAUGUACCCCCGUCUCGCAGCUUUGACCCCCAUGUCUCCAGGAUGUCCACGCAUGUGAAUGUGCAACUCCCCACACGUCGUUCCAGCACCUCCCUGCAUGUUUUAACCCCUACUUCCCACAAUCCUCCUAUGUUCCCUCAUGAACCGCAGCCCCAAUACCCUCACCCAAGCCACCGCCACCACCCCGCCCUUCCAUCACACCUGCACCAGCAGACACUGAGGCUCUCUCAUGGACAAAAAGGAGAUUGCCAAAAGGCCAACAAGUUUUUGGCUGUGCUUGACAGGGGUGAAACUUUCUCCCGUGAAAACUACCACAAUGUCGCAAUGAGCUACGGCACCCUUCCAAGGGCCCACCGUAGGUCAGUUUCAUCUGGGCCCCCUGUGCACCAAGCAAGGCCGGGACCCCCAGCGGGCCCAGGCCCCCGGAACCACCCAGACGCAGCCUACGCCACACUAUCCCACCCUCACCGCACUACAGCAUCAAAUAGGACAAUGGAUGGCUUUUACAGACAGCCCCACCAACAAUCUGCUUCAACCACCCCAAUCCUGCAUCACUCCAGCCAUCAUCACCCUCACCUUGAGCCGCCGACCCAACCCCUCCGCCUUGAUGUGCCCCCCGACAGGGACUGGAGGGCUGCUAGGGACACUCAUGUCUUCCCCAGGACAGAACCACGUGGUGGGACAUCCCGUGGCCCUCCUGUUUAUAUCUGCGGGUUGUGCAAGCAGAACCCAGCUGAGCCCACUAGAAGCUACUGCCAGACCUGCAGAGCCCAUAUGAACCACUACAGAAUGACCAGCUGAGUCAUGCAGGAAACGCAUCCUUCAACGCACUCAUUCUUAGCUGCUUUGGCUAAAGUGAAAGACAAUGAUGUUUGGCUCAUAUGUGAAUGUGGAGUGGUCAUUUUCCAAAAGCAUAUUUUAAACGCAGCUGCUGCAUUUAAACGCUAAAAGGAGGAUGUCCACUCCCUGCGCUUUUAAACAUUUCCACUGCAAAUUCAGUUCCACAGAGUUAGGUUCACUUUAAUUGGCCACCAUCUCAGCACAAAGCUGUGAAGAACAGAGCACUUUGCUGCGUGGGCCGCUGCAUCUUAACUGAUGCAAACACAAAAUGCCAAGACUGACAAACCUUGCCUGCUGAUAUACAGUGUCUGCUCCGUAUAUGCACAAAUAUGCUUUAGUUUCCAAUUAGCCUUCCAAGCUAACCUUACUUAGUUCUGUGAUAGUAAUUUAACUGUUAACUCAAGUUUAGUGCACUUCAGAAGUGUUAAGUUAGAAGCGUUCCUCUGUUGUAACUUCUCCCAUUUUUAUGGGAAAACAAUGUUUAUGUGUAACUACUUCAUUUAGAGGGCUGUAACGUCAGUGUGUGCAAGUAAUCAGAGGUACAUCAGGUACCAACAGUCAACUUUCAACAACCUCAUUGGCAUUUGUGUCGAUAUUUUUGUGUACAGUAUUGUUCUGCCUGAUAGUAGCACCGACACCUGUUGUGAUCUUUUUAUUUUAAAUAUUUUGUAGUAGCAACAGUUGAACUUUUUGGUUUCUACAGUAUAUCUUACAUUAACUGUUAAGUGCAAAACUUUUUCAGGCUGUUUUAAGACUUAAGAGAUCGAAAACAGAAGGACAGAACAUUCUGCAGUGCCUUGGUUUGUGAAAGGCAAAGUAACUGGGUGCCAGUGUCCAUUUUAUACAUUUUCAGUCACAUAAUAAUGCUUAUUAUAAUAGUGCUAAAUUCAAGAAUUGCCGUUUUCAGUUGAGAUCAUUUUAGUUUUUCCCCCACUGGAGAAUGAAUGCUUUUUAUAUUCUUUUUAUUUAAUUUCUUGAAUGCUGUUGAGGAGGAACUUGUGGCUUGAGAUGGUUAAUUAGUUUAAGUCUUAAACAUUGAAAGUGUUGAGAGUGUCUGUCGGCUAUUAGCUGAGUUUGAUGGUGCAAUGUGCCAUUUCAUGGAAAUGAAAGUGUUACCUGCUCAUCCUAGUGAACACAAGAGUAGUUAAUAUUGAAACAGGGCCAAACAUUUUUUUUCAUACAUUUUAGAGCAUGUCAAAUACCUCAACCAAUCACAUGCUCUCUUAUUUUUAUUUCACCAGAACAGUUUUGCAUGUAUUAUGGUUUCGUAAAUCAGGACCUAACGGUGAAUCGGAGUGCCUCUGUGUUGAAUUCCCACUGGGCGAAUUAUCUGAAGCUUUUUUUGUUUGGCUAAUAUGCAGUGUAACACUGCCCUGGCGUAAUUAUUGUCAGAACAGGGAUCUGUGACUGAUUUACCCUUCCUUCCUUUUUUUUCUGAGUUAAAAUACAAACAGAUAUGGCAAAAAAGCAAGGCUGUAUAUAUAAGUGUGUACAGAUAUUCAGUCUUUGACCUUAAGUACAGACGGAUUCGGAUUUAUUGUAAAUGCUGUGCUAGAAAUCAAACUUGUAUUUUUGCAAUAAAGUUAUAUUGAGCUCCAGUCAGGAGCAGAACGCUG